Messenger RNA from Chiloscyllium plagiosum (whitespotted bambooshark), 792 nucleotides. NCBI's taxonomy places the organism in Eukaryota, Metazoa, Chordata, Chondrichthyes, Orectolobiformes, Hemiscylliidae. The record is from RefSeq and is a predicted model, not a curated record.
CUCAGAGUAAAAUUAUACUGAGUGGGGGCUAUUAACUGGAGGGGAACAACUUGCCACAGUGGCCCUAUGGUUUCUAGGAUUCUAUCAUAGAGACAGUCCCUGAUGCCAAGCUGUGGUACAAUUCUGGUGAUCUCCAUGGAGAAUGCUGAUUGAACUAUGGGCAUUUCUAGCUCCAGUAUGUGCUCUGAAUCUGGAAGGGAGAAUCUCUCUUCACAAGGAGGGGGCCGAGGAGAGGACUUGGCAGUGUCAGCCUGGGCACCAGCACCUCUUGUGAAACAUGAUCCCUACUAUGGGCCAGGACCUUACGAUUAUGGCUACCACCAUGGAAAAGGCAGUUAUGGAUAUCAUGGACCUUAUGAUUAUGGCUACCAUCACGGAAAAGGUGGUUACGGGGAUUAUGGACCUUACGAUCAUGGUCACCACCACGGAAAAAGUGGUUACGGGGAUUAUGGACCUUACGGUCAUGGUCACCACCACGGAAAAGGUGGUUACGGGGAUUAUGGACCUUACGGUCAUGGUCACCACCACGGACCUUACGAUCAUGGCCACCGCCACGGAAAAGGUGGUUACGGGGAUUAUGGACCUUACAAUUAUGGCCACCACCACGGAAAAGGCAGUUACAGGAUUUACGGACCUUAUGAUUAUGGUUACCACGGAAAAGGUGGUUACGGGCUUUACGGACCUUAUGAUUAUGGUUACCACCACGGAAAAGGCAGUUACGGGAUUUACGGUAAUUAUUCCAGUGAAUUUCUUCUCCAUUUUUCCAGCGCACUUGGAUGGCAAGUUGUUUAA